UGCAACAUCAAAUCAGAACAGAGCCUCAGAAGAAGCGGAACCUCCAAGAGAAGGAAGAAGAUGGCCAUGGUGACCCAAAUUCCUUGCCGAUCCUUUAAAACCCUUCUGUCAAGUGUCAAAGAAAUGCUGGGGAUAAUGACCACAGGAAAGUCUACUCGUGUUUUAUCGGUUACUUUGACCGCAUCAUGGCCUUCAAGCUCUUGUCUUUGGGUAAAAAAUGUUCAAUUGAGAAGCAAACACAAGCUAUUGCAUACCAAAUCAAGAAGAAGCCUACUUUUUCAGAGCUCUGAAAGGCUUGUUCACACAACAUGCCGAGUCUCAAUUCCUGGUACAACAUCAAGAAGUAAAGACAACUCUUCAUCAGAUUUUUUGAGGGACAAGAAGAUAGUUCCUGAUUCAGAUCCUCCAAGUAUCAAAGAUGUCAAUGAUUUGUAUCAAUUUUUUGAUCAGAGUAGCAAUCUCAUGGUGAUGACCGGAGCGGGAAUAAGCACGGAGAGUGGGAUUCCUGAUUAUAGAAGUCCAAAUGGAGCUUAUAGUUCUGGUUUCAAACCAAUUACACAUCAGGAGUUUGUUCGCUAUAUCCGAGCUCGGAGGCGUUAUUGGGCAAGGAGCUAUGCUGGAUGGAGACGGUUCACUGCAGCACAGCCAGGUGCAACUCAUAUUGCUUUAGCAUCUCUAGAAAAAGCUGGUCGAAUAAAUUUUGUGGUUACACAAAAUGUCGACAGACUGCAUCAUCGUGCUGGCAGCGAUCCACUAGAAUUGCAUGGCUCAGUUUAUUCUAUUAUUUGUUUGGAUUGUGGGUACUCCUUCUGCCGGAACUUAUUCCAGGACCAAGUGAAGGCCUUGAAUCCUAAGUGGGCUUCAGCAAUUGAAAGUUUGGAGUGUGGCAACCCUGGGUCAGAAAAGAGCUUUGGCAUGAAGCAAAGGCCUGAUGGUGAUAUUGAGAUUGAUGAGAAAUUCUGGGAAGAGGAUUUCCAUAUCCCCACCUGCAAGAAAUGCAAUGGAGUUCUGAAGCCUGAUGUUGUAUUUUUUGGCGAUAAUGUCCCAAAGGAUAGAGCUGAUAAAGCAAUGGAGGCUGCAAAACAAUGUGAUGCUAUGCUUGUGUUGGGAUCAUCAUUAAUGACCAUGUCUGCUUUCCGACUUGUGAGAGCUGCUCACAAGGCAGGUGCGGCCAUUGCAAUUGUAAAUUUAGGUGUCACACGUGCUGAUAGUUUUGUGCCCUUGAAAAUCAAUGCUCGGUGUGGAGAGAUACUUCGAAGGUUGCUAGACACUGGAUGUCUUACCAUACCAAAUGUUCAAUGAGGCUAUUGUGAAAGAAGUAAUUAGAUUAAUUCAGUUUGAUGGAAGACGCUGGAGAUGAGGUGCUGCUAUCACAUCCUGCAGUCACAUCCUCAGAGCUUUAAAGUUAACCAGGUGAUGUCCUAUAUUAUUGCAAUUUGUUGUUGCGGCUUCCAGAAAGACACGGCCUGAGUAGGAAUCCAUAGAUAAGAGACAUGGCAAUGCUCAUGUGGCUAUCUACCAAGCACUCCUUUUAAUAUAACACACUGACCAUCUCUGAAGAGAACCUCUUGUGGUUCAUCUCAAAAACUUCAAUUUUUAUUACAUUAACCUGAAACCUGUAAAAUGCUAUCAUUCUAUCCAUGUUGGAAUAACCAAAAUCUUGUGUUCAAAUCGUUUGAUUGUUAUAGUUUUAUGUUGCACAAUAAUGGGUCCAAAUGUAGAGUGCAUAUGUGAAUAGAACAAUGAAUAAAUAGUGAUUUGGUUAAUCAUUUAUCA
Telopea speciosissima is the source of this 1776-nucleotide messenger RNA. Its product is annotated as NAD-dependent protein deacylase SRT2. Bases 61 to 1302 code for a protein of 413 amino acids. Lineage: Eukaryota; Viridiplantae; Streptophyta; Magnoliopsida; Proteales; Proteaceae. Gene Ontology annotation, molecular function: NAD+ binding; NAD-dependent protein lysine deacetylase activity. The record is from RefSeq and is a predicted model, not a curated record. The transcript is spliced from 11 exons.